AAAGACUUGAGCAAUUUAAGGCCGGCAGUACUGCUGGGUACUUCGCGUGUGCGGUUUUGUUAAAAUUAUUUUAUCAGACGUUUUGUUAUUUUAAUGUGCAACAAUGCAAUUAUUAUUAUUUAAUUUAAUACUUGCUGCUAGCCUUAUAGGCUUCAUUAGUACUUCUCCUACCUCAAAGCCACCCUUGCCAGAGAAAAAUUGUGGCUACAAGUCUUGCCAUCCUAUUAAAAAAGGUUUCAUCAAUGUCCAUAUCGUACCUCACACUCACGACGAUGUCGGAUGGUUGAAAACCGUAGAUCAAUAUUACUACGGAAGUAACACCAAAUAUCAAACUGCCGGAGUACAAUACAUCCUGGAUACUGUUGUAGAUUCUUUGAGAAAAGACAAAAACAGAAGGUUCAUCUACGUCGAAACCGCAUUUUUCUGGAAAUGGUGGAUCAAGCAGCACGACAUAGUCAAAUCCAGAGUCCGCAAGCUCGUCUACAACGGACAAUUGGAGUUUAUUAGCGGCGGCUGGAGUAUGAAUGACGAAGCCGUGACUCAUUAUCAAUCUAUAAUCGAUCAAAUGACUUGGGGCUUAAGGAAAUUGAAUGAGACCUUUGGCGAGUGCGGCAGACCGAAAAUCGGUUGGCAAAUCGACCCUUUUGGACAUAGCAGAGAAAUGGCCAGUAUUUUUGCCCAGCUGGGUUUUGAUGGGGUGCUAUUGGGCAGGAUCGACUAUCAGGAGAAACGGUUUAGGUGGCAAACUAGGACACCUGAAAUGGUGUGGCGUGGUAGUGACAGUUUAGGAGAAGCAAGUGACAUAUUCACAGGCGUGAUGUACAACACCUACUCGCCGCCUCCUGGAUUUUGCUUCGAUAUUUUAUGCGGAGACGAGCCAGUUAUAGAUGACAAAAAAAGCUUCGAAUAUAAUGUGGACAGAAGGGUUGCUGAAUUUGUUGCUUAUUUAGACAACGUCACACAAGUUUAUACCACAAACAACGUAAUCAUUACCAUGGGCGAUGACUUCAACUACCAAGACGCUGAAUCCUGGUUCGUCAAUCUGGACAAACUAAUUUACUAUGUGAAUCAACUUCAAUUAUCUGGUUCAAAAUACAAUCUAAUUUACUCAACACCGUCCUGCUACGUUAACGCCAUCCACGAUGAGACUAAAAACAACUGGAUUAUGAAGCAGGACGACUUUUUCCCUUACGCUUCCGAUCCUCACGCUUUCUGGACAGGAUAUUUUACAUCCAGGCCUGCCAUAAAACGAUUUGAACGACUGGGAAACAAUUUUUUGCAAGUUUGCAAGCAGCUCUAUGCCUUAGCUGAUCUUGGUCCAGAGGAUAUGGUGGACUUGAAUGCAUUGAGGGAAGCCAUGGGGGUGAUGCAGCAUCACGAUGCCAUUACAGGAACUGAAAAACAGCAUGUGGCUAGUGAUUAUGCCAGGCAAUUGCAACGAGGCAUGGAUGAAUGUGAGAUAAUCACCAAUGCAGCAAUAAGAAAACUGCUUGAGGUUAAUAUUGAACUUAAGACGUGUCCUCUGUUAAAUGUUAGCCAAUGCACAACGACAACUACAAACGAUGGAUUUGUUGUAACCAUUUAUAAUCCGCUUAGUAGGCCUGUGGACAAAGUAGUCCGAUUACCUGUCAAAGAAGACUCGUAUUCGGUCAAUGAUUUGCAAGGGACUGAAUACAAAACCCAAAUAAUUCCAAUUCCUGAUUUUAUCAAAAACAUACCUGGAAGAAGUAGUCAGGCAAAGAACGAACUGAUUUUUAUUGCAAGGGGCAUUCCAGCUUUAGGCUGGAAAUCUUAUAGAGUAAUGGUUUAUAGGAAAACUAAUAAGAACAUUAUUGUAUCUAAAAAAGGCAAUAAACACAGUGUCAAGAACACUGCCUUUAUUAUAGACCCAAAUACGGGCCUUAUAAAUAGCCUCACAAUCAAAAACGUAUCAAUAGACCUUAGCCAAAACUUCUUCUAUUACAAUGGCUUUGUUGGCGACAACAGUAAAUUCGAAAAUCGUUCCUCUGGGGCCUACAUCUUCAGGCCUGAUGGCCCUCUACAAAAAAUAACAAAUAAAAAAGUGGACUAUAAAGUAUACGAAGGAGAACUUGUAGCAGAAAUCCAUCAAACUUUCAACGAAUACAUAAGUCAAAUUAUUAGAGUUAACGCCAUAGAUGAUUACGUUGAAUUCGAUUGGAUAAUUGGACCUUUGCCCCACAGCGACAGGAAUGGCAUUGAAGUGGUAACAAAAUACCAAUCGGACCUCAAAUCGAAUUCAGUUUUCUACACCGACUCCAAUGGCAAGCAAAUGCUCAAACGAGUCAGAAAUUUCCGGCCUUCUUGGAAAGUGAACUUAUCUGAACCAGUAGCAGGAAAUUACUACCCAGUUACAACGCAAAUUUCUAUCAAAGACACCGAAAACGGAUUGGCAGUUUUGGUUGACAGAGCCCAAGGAGGCACCAGCCUUAAGGAUGGCGAAAUCGAACUUAUGCUUCACAGAAAUUGCUUGCACGAUGACUCUUUUGGCGUUGGAGAGGCUUUGAACGAGACUGCUUUCGGACGUGGAUUGGUUGUUAGAGGUUCUCAUUACAUUACUGUGGGUAAUAAUGGACUGGCAGCAUUAACAAAAGAUAUUGUUCAACGAAGAUUACUAGAUACUUGGACUUUUGUUGUUCCUGUUGACGAAAAAGUCAAGUAUAAUAUGGAGUUUGCAGGUCUCAAGCGCCCACUUCCAAAAAGCGUCCAAAUCUUGACAUUGGAACCAUGGACCGGUUUUGAUUUUCUACUGAGGCUUGAGCAUGUUUUUGAGAAAAGCGACCAAUCUCAACCUGUAGUGGUAGCUUUAGCUGAUCUUUUUACAUCGUUUGAAAUAAUCUCAGCUCAAGAAACCACUUUGGGAGGCAACCAAUGGCUCAAAGACAACCACAGGUUGCAUUUUAAUACAAAUGGCACCGUAGAAGAUUUAUUGUACCAAGACUACAAUAUAGUGACAGACUAUGAGACUGAGACACACUUGCUUCGAAACAGCAUCAAAAGACACACAGUGAUAAAUGCAUUUGAUGAUGAUUCAUUGAAUGUCAGCCUAUCUCCAGGACAGAUACGCACUUUUAUUAUUCAGAUUAAAAAAUAUUAGAUUUAUUUAAAUAAAACUUAUAUUUAACAUUUAAUAAAUACAAUCGUUUUUCGUAUGAGAAUAAACUAGGAAUGCUUCCUUCUUGUUGGGCUGAAUGCGAUCUCAAUUCAAAACGUAGUUGUUCCAAGCUCAUCAUUUAACUGUAAAAAUAACAUGAAAGAAGUCUGUUUUAACUAUAAAAUAAAAAUACUAUUAGG
This is a messenger RNA of Ceutorhynchus assimilis (cabbage seed weevil), 3312 nucleotides long. NCBI's taxonomy places the organism in Eukaryota, Metazoa, Arthropoda, Insecta, Coleoptera, Curculionidae. The record is from the annotation of a GenBank genome assembly.